Cygnus olor (mute swan) is the source of this 4447-nucleotide messenger RNA. It is a transcript of the gene NACAD, whose product is annotated as NAC alpha domain containing. Gene Ontology annotation, biological process: protein targeting to membrane. The record is from RefSeq and is a predicted model, not a curated record. NCBI's taxonomy places the organism in Eukaryota, Metazoa, Chordata, Aves, Anseriformes, Anatidae. Gene Ontology annotation, cellular component: cytoplasm; nascent polypeptide-associated complex.
CCCCCAGCACCGAUGCUCAGCCUCGCCCGGCGCAGCCGCUGUCGCCCAACGCCGCCGAGCCGAGCCGCGGGCUGAGCCGGCCUCGGGCCGGCCUGGGGGUCCCCGGCCCCGCCGCCAUGCCCGGAGAGUCGGCCUCGAGCCCCCCGGGGCUGCAGCUGGAGGCCGGCCUCCCCCCGGGCUCCGAGGAGGAGGCAGCCCCCCCGGGGGACGCCGCCGCCACCCCGAUGCCCACCAAGGAGGAGGCCCGCCCGCAGCCCGAGGGGGCCAGCUGCGACGCGGCCCCCGGCCCCUCUGCCCCCGAUGUGGCCGAGCACGGCCCCCCCGCCAAGGGCUGCCGCCCCCCCCCCGCCACCACCUCCCCGCCACCACCACCGGCCCCCCCAGCCCUGCCCGCCGACCCCCUGGACACCCGCAUCGUCAUGGGCGAGGAGACGUGCUGCCCCCCCAAAACCCACCCCGAGCCCCCACCCCCCGGCCGCCCCCCCGCCAGCCUGGACCCCGACCUCUUCUUCACGGCCCCCUCCACCCCCGUGCGGACGGGGGGGCUGCGCCCGAAGGCCGAGGAGGACGGGGGGGACGCGGAGAGCGAGGGGCUGGGCUCGCCCCCCACCUCCCCGUCCGGCUCCUACAUGACGGCCGAGGGGGGCAGCUGGGGGUCCUCGGGGACCGCCAGCACCUCCCCGUCCUGCUCCCCGAACCUCCUGGCCGAGGCCCCCGACGGCGAGGCCGGGCCGGCGGCCUUCACGCACCGCUCCCCGUCGUCCUCCUCCUCCUCCGAGGAUGAGGACGCGGCGUCGGCCGGGCAAGAGGAGGAGGAGGAAGAGGAGGAGGAGGAUGAAGAGGAUGAAAGCAGCGGGCAGGCGCUGGUGGAGGAAGGCUCGGAGCUGCCCCAGGUGGCCCCCACUGGCCUCAUCCCCGCGGCGCUGCUGCCCUUCCGCGGCAGCCUCCUCUUCGAGGCCGAGGCCGUGGAGAUCACGCUGGUGCCGGCCGAGGCGGCGGCCGAGCCCCUCUCCGGGGAGGAGGAAGAGGAUGAAGAGGAAGACGAGGAGGAGGAAGACGAAGACCCCAGCACCUCGGCCUCCUUCCUGCGCUCGCUCUCCGAGACCUCCAUCAACGAGGGGGUGGACGAGUCCUUCGCCUUCCGCGAUGACACCUCGGCCUCCUCCGACUCGGCCUCCUACGACGGCGAGGAGGACGAGCGGCUCUACGGCACCGAGCGCCACGCGCUGGGAGGGGCGGGGGGGCCCCCCCCGGCCACCGCCACCCCCGGUGACACCGAGCCCUCCUCCGAGGCCUCUGGGGACAUCGAGCUGCACCUGCGUGGUGGCGUCGCGCAGCCCGACGGGACGGGCAGCGGCAGCGUCACCCCCGGCGGGGAUGAGAGGGCAUCGCCAGGAGGGUCCCCACGGCACGAGGCAGCCCCCAGCCCCCCCAUUUUGGAGGCACCCCCCAGCACUGAGGAGGACCCUGAAACCACGUGCGUGGAGCUGGGGACGCUGGGUGUGGAGCAGGAUGGUGCCCACCCGGUUGUAGAAGAGGAAGAGGAGGUUGAGGAAGAGGAGGAAGAGGAGGAGGAGGUGGAGGAGGAGGAAGAGGAGGUGGCCGAGGAGGAGGUGGUGGCCGCCUCUGAGGUGGCCUCUGUUGAGGCUCUCACCACAGAAGUCAGCGUGGAGCCGAUGGGUGAGACCUUCAGCUCCUCCUCAUCCUCCUCGGAGCUGGAGGAAGCCUCCACCCUGGAGCCCGACGUCCUGCAAGAAUCAGGCCCUGUCCCAGAGGAGCCUCCCCCCACGGAGGCCGCUGUCCCCAUGGAGUCUGUGCCCCCGGAGGAGGUGGUGGAGGUGACACCAGAGGUGGUGGAGGUGACACCAGAGGUGGUGGAGGCCCAGCCGGAGGCUGACCCCGGCACGAGGCUGGAGCCGGAGGCCGCAGCGAGCGGCAGCGCCCCGCAGCCCCCCUGUGCUGGGGAGACCAAAGACCCCCAACCCGAUGGGCCGGGGGGGGAUGCCCCCACGCUGCCUGCCACGAAUGGUGACCAUGAGCUUGAUGCCACCGCACUGGAGACCCCCGAGCCUCCGUGCCCGCCUGAGCAAGGUGACCCCAACAGCCCGGACCAUGAGGCCGGUGGCCAUGAGGACGGCAGGACGGACCCCACGGCAGCGCCCAGCCUGGGUGAGGAUGUCCCCGACCUGCAGGACGGCCUCACGGAUGAGGCCCCUGAGCAGGAUGAGGCCCCUGAGCAGGAUGAGGCCCUCCACGAAGACGGGGAGGCCUCAGGCAGCGAGUCCCCGCCGCUGGCCGCGAGCGAGGGCGGCAGUGACACUGCCGAGGCGCUGGAGGAGGCGCCCAGCCCCGCGCCGGGGGACGCGGAUGAGACGAGGGACGCGGACGAGCCCGACGCCGCCUCCGAGGACGAAGCCUCCAGCGAGGACCUUGAGCGGGAGCAGAGCCCGGAGCCGGCCUCGGCCAGCGCGGAGGCCGAGUGGGAUGCCACCGCCUCCUCCUCCUCCUCCGAGGACUCGUCGCCGGAGCUGCUGGACACCUCGCGCUCCCGCACCGACUCCAGCUUCUUCACUGCCCCCGAGGACAGCGCGGGGGAAGCGGCCGCCCCCAGCCUCCCCUCCCCGGCCCCGCGGCCCUGCAUGGCCCUCUGCCUGCUGCCCCCGGCCUCCGCCCCCCCGCCGCUGCGCUUCACCGCCUCGGAGCGGGAGGUGUACGUGGGGACCCCCCCGGCCCCCCUCGAACUGCUCCCACCACCAUCACCACCACCACUCGGUGCCUUGCCGGAGAGCGCGGAGGACCGCCGGCACGUGGCCACCAUGCUGCAGGGCGCCUUCGGGGACCUGCCGGCACCGCAGCGACCGGGGGGGCCCGGACAAACUCCCCCCGCUGCUGCUGCUGCUGUGGAGCCUCCGCAGCCUCCGCAGCCUGAGGCCGAAGCCGCCGUCGCCACACCUGAACCCAAAGAGCCCCAGGAGCCGGGCGAUGCGGGGAGCCCCCCGUGCACCCCUCCGGCCUGCCCCACGCAGGACGAGGAGCCCCCGCUGCUCCCCCCCGGUGAAGAACCUGAUGCCAAAGUCCCGGUGGAGGGCGAGCACCCCCCAGCACCCCCUGAGCAGCAGGAGGAGGAGGAGGAGGUGGCGGCAGGAUCCAGCCCCACGCCCAGCCCCGAGGAGGGUGGGGAGGGCGGGGAGGCCACCCCCAGCCCCACCGAGGCCGUUUUGGUGCCCUCAGAUCCCCCAGCAGAGCCCAGCUCCCCCGAGGACCGUGCACCCCAAGAGGUCCUGGCGGUGCCGGCCGAGGUUUCGGUGCCGGCCGCCUGCCCGCCGCUCUCCAAACUCAUCCAAGUGCCUCCUCUCUCCUCCUCGCCACCGCGCUCGGAGGACACCUCAGGGCUCGCCGAGCGGCCGGAGGAGCGUCCGUCUGUCCCGCCGGCCUCCAGGAAGCGGCUGGAGGCGCCGGAGCCGUCCCCGCAGAAGGAGAAGGCGCGGGGCAGGAAGGCGCCGGGCGGCACCAAGGGUGCGCGGGGGCCGGAGGCGGCGGAGGGGGGGCCCCGCCGGGCACCCCGGGGCUCUGUGCAGUCCGAAUCGAGCUCCUCCAGCGAGGCCGAGCUGCCCUACCGCUGCCCCGGCGCCGCCGAGCACCUGCCCGCCAUCGCCCUGCUCGAGGACAAGGCAGCGCCGCGGCGGGGCGAGGCCAACCAUAAAGGGUCGUGCAACGAGUCGGAGAGCAAUGACGAGUCCAUCCCGGAGCUGGAGGAGCCCGAGGGCGCGGAGCCGCGGCCGGCACAGACCCAGGCACCGCUCACCCACUCGCUGGGCACCGGGGAGGAGAGCAUCAGCAAAGCCAAGCAGAGCCGGAGCGAGAAGAAGGCCAGGAAGGCCAUGUCCAAGCUGGGUCUGAGGCAGAUCCACGGCGUCACCCGCAUCACCAUCCGCAAGUCCAAGAACAUCCUCUUCGUCAUCACCAAGCCCGACGUCUUCAAGAGCCCCGCGUCCGACAUCUACAUCGUCUUCGGGGAAGCCAAGAUCGAGGACCUGUCGCAGCAGGUGCACAAGGCUGCGGCGGAGAAGUUCAAGGUGCCCAUGGAGCACUCGCCGCUCAUCACCGAGACGGCGCCCGCCCUCACCAUCAAGGAGGAGAGCGAGGAGGAGGAGGAGGUGGACGAGACGGGGCUGGAGGUGCGGGACAUCGAGCUGGUCAUGGCCCAGGCCAACGUCUCGCGCCCCAAAGCCGUGCGGGCGCUCAGGCACAACAACAACGACAUCGUCAACGCCAUCAUGGAGCUGACCAUGUAGCGGCCGGGCCCCCCCGGCCCCCCCUGUAUAGGUGCACAGUUCUCCUCCUCUUCCUACCCCCUGCCCCCCCCCGGCAUCCUUUAGCCCCGCGCCUUCGCCUCGCCCGCCUCUGUAACGCUCAAUAAACGGCCUCAUGCAUCACUGGGAUCGCA